AUGAGUGAUGCAAGAAAUGAUUUUGAGCAAAAUGAAGAAGAUAUGGACACUGGUGAAUUAGAAAUUGUAGAUUCUGGUCAGGUUAUAGAUGAUCUUGAUGAAGCACUACUACAAAUUGGUGACUCUUCUACCAGUAAUCAACAUGGUGCAUAUAGCGAAGGACUACAUGAACCAGGAAAACAAUCUAAUAGUGCGACUCAAGAUGUUGGUCUUCAUAUGGAUGUUAGUGAAGAAGUCAUUAUCGAAACAGAUGUUGCCGAUGCGAGAAUGGCUCGAAUUUCGGGAAGUAAUGGGGGUGAGAUGGAGGAAUGUGUCAAUGAAGACGGUUUAUACAGUGAUGAUGAAGAUGAUUCAGAUAUGUUUGCUGAUCGAGAAGUAGACCAGAUUAUCAGGGACCCAAUGACAGGAGAGAUAAGUCUUACAAUGGAUUUGGAAGACCUUGUUUCUCGAACAAUUACUUUUGAUAAUGGCGAAAGAAUCAUUUUAUGUUUUUCAAAACGCUGUCAUCCCCAAAUAGCCUGGAAUGGCCAUUUGUAUGUUGCCGCAUCCGACUUAAGCGAAGUUAGCUAUACAAAAUGGCGCUGUGUAAAUGAAGGUUGUCCUGGCGCAUUACGAACAUCUCCCGGGUUAACAGAGUUACGUUCUUCUGGACAUCAUCAUUUAGCUACUUGCAAACCUGAUGAUUUGCGGGUACGCCUUCGAAUUGUAAUUUAUGAUCUACGUUUAAUGUCCGAAUUUACUGAUGAUCCAUUGGAAGAUCUUUAUAGCCAUUUUGUUGAAAAAUUAGCUGCUGAAAACCCUGAUGUACUUGCUUUAUUUCCUCCGUUGGAUGCCUUAGUAAAAAGACUGACAAAACAUCGCGAGUACAAGAUUUAUCGGCGAAGAUUUGAGUAUGAAAAAGUGAUGGUUGAAAGGCGCCGUAAUUUACAAUCCAAAGAAACAUCUCCCGGAAUAAUUCGAAGAAUGCGACCAUUUCCUCCAUCAGUCUGCAUCGAAUGUGGUAUAUCAAUUUCUACGGAUUCGGACACUACGUCGCAGGAGAAUUUUGUGGAUCACGUGUCUCAAGAUCAUCAGAGAGAAGCAACGUGCCAGUAUUAUUCUUUUCCUGGAGUUCACUUAUUCGAGCAAUGGAUGCGAGAACUACAACAGCGAAGCCGAUAUAAAAUUAGACGUUUUUCUAUGCAUAAUGAAAGCUUGUUUUUUCUUUGUGCAGCAGAUGAUCGUUGGUGCCGAACUUAUGGCGUUCAUUCUGAUGGUCUCCAUUGUACUGCAUAUGUUCGUGUCUAUGAUUAUAGACGAGUGUCACGGCAAGAAACCCGAGUUUUGCGGAUUCAAUAUUGCUUAGAUCACAACUUCCAUAGUGAUGAAGAUGCUACAGUUGAUGCACCAUUCACCCCUGACAUUUUUAUGCAUGAAGUGGAGGAGAGGCGUUUGCGAACUGCUGGUAUGGUGAAAAGUAAUGCCCAACGUGCAAGACUUUUGAGACGAAGAGGUGAAGUCAUGUUAGAAAAUAGCGAAAUGUGGUCUGAAGAAGGUUUAAGAGAAGAGGAUUCCAGUAUGCAAGAACCUGAUUCUUAUCCCUUAAAUACGUCGAAAAGUGUCGUACGAAACAUGGAUGCUACUUCAGUCGUUGGAUUUGCUGAAAGACAAGAAGUGGAACGUGGACAGGAUGAUUCAGCAGGUGUUGAUGGUGAUCGUAACGUUGAAUAUGCCAUAGAAGGUAAUGAGGAAGGUAUUGAUCAAGACGAGCAAGUAGACCGAGAAGUCAGUGGGCCAAGAUUAAAGCAAGUGAACUUGCAAAGACCAAGGUUUAUGGGAAGUCGAUAUGCUCAACAGCAUGUUGGUCAACACGUUACUUAUGGAAGGAACAUAAAAUCAGAUUAUGAAGAAAAGCGAGAGGUAGCGAAUUUGGUUGAACAUUGUAAUAGUCGGAUCAGUGAAAGCCGAUCAGUUCGUUCCAAUGAAAGUAAAGAAAUUCAAAGUGGAGGGGGACAGCCGCAUUAUGUCACUCAUCGAUCUAAUUUUUCUAGCUAUACACUUUAUAAUUUGGUGAUGCAAAUCGAAUUGCAAUGUGAGCUUUUUAAAGAGCGUGCUCAGUCCCUGAAGCAUAUUGUAGCAGCUAAAAAGUACUUGAAAUAUCUCACAUCUCUUUGCGACAACAUUGCUGCUGAUCCAGAUUUCAAUAAGUCUACUGAAGAACUAGCUAGCGAUAUGUUUGAGCUGAAAGAAUCAGGAGGUGGCGGGAUAGUUCUUGCUAAACAAACUGGUCUACUUCCCACUUUGAAUUUCGCAAGCAGUGAUGAAAGUAGUAGUACAACGCAAAGUCGAGAUGGAAAAAAUGAACCGGAAGCGCACCCGCUUAUAUUUCUUCCAGUUGUUCCAGCAUCAAGUACUUUAGAAGAAUCAGAAAAAGUGACAGCUGAGGAUGAAGCAGAAACGGAUGCACUAGAAACCACAGAUAAUAUGCAACCAGUUUCGAAAAGAUCUAAGCGUGGGAGAGGAAAAGAGGAAGCUGACACAGCUUUCGAAACAAAAAAGAGUAAAGGUAAAAGUUCUGCGGCACCAGUUGCAAAAGCAGGCACACCAACAAGAGAGCCCUAUCAGACGAGACGAAGUCGAGGCGUGAUCAAACCAAAUACUAAAGGAGUUUUUGACAAGACAACAUAUGUUGGAGAAACAGAGGUACCUUCCAAAGAAGGAGAUGAGCGCGUACCAUUCAGUGGACAGACUUCAAAAUUAAAGCUUGCUGGACGUACCAUGCAACUUAGUGCUGAACCAUUAGAACUCACUGGAAAGCCAAUGAUUUUGAGAACCAGUGCUGGAAAUUUGGUAACUGUGAUGCGGCGGUUUGAUGGUCGUCUUGUCAUGAUUUCACCUCAAGUUUCAGUCCAAAAAGAAUCGAGAUCGGCAAAUGUUGAAGAAACCCCCAAAGAAGGUAAGUCAAGAAGUACACGAAGUUCGGCUGUGAGCAAAAAAGCAUCAAAGCAUGAUCAAGUAAAAGAAGAUGAAGAGGAAGAGAGUAAAGAAACGAAAUCGCCUAGACAAACUAGAUCAUCAGAAAGGCGUUCAGUCUACUCCAAAUAUCUGAAAAAAGAUAAAGAACGUCGAGAUGAAAGAAAUGCAAAUUCUAGUUCCUCAGAAAGAGGAAAAGAAAAAGAGAUAUCGAGUGAAAAGGCAAAUUUCGGAGAACAGUCUGGCCAUCCAGUGACCUUACAUGAAAUGGAAGUUAAUCCGAAAAGAUCCUCGAAAAAACAGCUUAGUGAAAAUGAUGUCAUUGUUAUGGAUGAUGAAACAUUUUCGGCUGUUGUGGAAGACAUGAGUAUGGGAAGUCCGUCUCAUGAUAUUGAAAGUCGUCGGGAGAGAGGAAAGACAAAAUGUGAUGAAGAAGUAGCAGAUUUGACUGUUGACACAUGCAAAUCAAGGAGGAGGGAAUGUAGAAACAAAUAA
This is a messenger RNA of Thelazia callipaeda (thelaziosis nematode), 3447 nucleotides long. The record is from the annotation of a GenBank genome assembly. Lineage: Eukaryota; Metazoa; Nematoda; Chromadorea; Rhabditida; Thelaziidae.